Molecule: messenger RNA, 583 nt
Organism: Lindgomyces ingoldianus
Lineage: Eukaryota; Fungi; Ascomycota; Dothideomycetes; Pleosporales; Lindgomycetaceae
Exons: 1
Source: RefSeq, a predicted model, not a curated record
AAAGGAUGAGAUCCGGCAGAAGAUGGAAGAGAUUAACGAGCGAGAAGAAGAGCUGCUGAUCGAUCCUGCUUUCUUCACUGACUUGACAAGCCGACUCGAUCGCGUUUCACACGUCGAAAUCCUACCAAAGGUCAUGAAAGCGACAAAUGAACUUAGCGCAUACCGUUACGGAGCAGUUAUCCACGUCUGCAACUCAAAAGAUGAGAUGCCACCAGUGCAUACGGUUGCACCGAAUGCUUGGCACGAGUUUCACGCUAAGAUGGACCGCAGCUCUCUCCUCAACCUUCUUCAGAGCUCUCGCGACACACAACCUAUUGCCAUCAGCAAUGUUCCGUACAGCAAGACCAUAUUCGAUCGUCAUGUACUCGAAGCGCUCGAAGCAAAUGAUGACCCUGCACAGCGCUCAGCGAGCGAGUUCGCUUGGAUUGCCACCGCGCGUGAGAAGUCACAGCUUUGUCCCGCUCUGUCUGCAGUGGACCUUGUUGAGCUUGCAAAGGAUGUUGGUCUACGUGUGGAGCUUAGCUGGGCUCGGCAGCGUUCUAACCAUGGCGCAAUCGAUGCAGUCUUCCACAGGUACAAGCCA